AUGGAGUAUACUGAAGAACUUCCCGGCACACGCCGCAUUUUUGACACUGAAGGAAAGCCACUCUAUCCUGGGGAUGUGUCACUGAAGAGGCACGGGGACAUUGUCCUGGUUCCUCAGCCCACUGACUCGCCCAACGAUCCUCUCCAUUGGUCUUUGCCCCGGAAAAUAUGGCACAGUUUGCUCGUUUGCUACGUCACGGCUUUGACGGCGGCCACUUCCAACGACGCGGGCGCCGCUCAAUACAAUGAGAAUCUGGAACUGGGUAUCAGCUAUGGCUCGUUCAAUACCGGCGCCGGCGUCCUGUUCUGCGGUAUUGGGUACUGGACAUUGCUUUCCUCUCCCGCCGUCUACCUGUACGGUCGUCGCAUUCUAUACUUGGUUGGCAUGACGCUGGGUUUCAUUGGUAGUAUUUGGUUCGCGAGAGGGCAGUCGACAAGCGAUGCUGUCUGGAAUCAGCUCUUUGUGGGCGCAUCCGAGUCUGUGGCUGAAGCGACGGUUCAGUUGUCACUGAUGGAUCUGUGGUUUCAACAUCAGCGCGGUUCAAUCCUCGGUAUUUACGUGCUGGCGACCAGUAUUGGUACAUACUUGGGACCUCUGAUUGCGAGCUACAUUGCAGACAGCAGCCUCGAUUGGCGCUGGAUUGGAUAUUUCGGAGCUAUCAUCUCUGGGGGCACCUUUUUCGUGCUUCUUUUUGGUCUGGAGGAGACGGCAUUCCACCGCGAUCGGUAUUUGAUCAAUGAUGGAGACAGAUAUUUGAUCGAUGGUGUUAACAGGGCUGGUAGCGACAAUUCCGCAGGGUUGGAGGCGGAACAACCGGAGAAGGAGAAAGUUGCUGGUCAACCCGAGCCUCCAGCGGUGUCUGGUCGUCACGCUUCUGUUGCAGAAGAGCGACUUGCGGCCGAGGACCGCCCCAAGCCAUAUUGGCGACGCAUUGCCAUUAUUACUCCCGCGCCGAAUCUACGCGGAUUUGGCUUCAAGCAAUAUUUUCAGCGUCUCUUCCACACUCUGCGCAUCUUUACGUUUCCUGCGGUUAUAUACUCUGGGUUGCAGUGGGGAGCCCAAGACGCCUGGCUCACUUUUUAUCUGACAGUCGAGGAAGACAACUGGUAUGGUCCACCGUGGAACUACAGCGAUGCCGCUGAUGGGUUGAUGAACGUGCCCUGUUUGAUUGGCGCCGUCAUUGGAGCCACAUAUGGUGGAUGGCUCAGUGACCAGUUCAUGUUAUGGAUGGCCAGGAGAAACGGAGGUGUCAGCGAAGCAGAACAUCGACUAUGGCUCAUGUAUCCGUGUGCGGCCAUCUUCCCGACUGGCCUGUGGCUGUUUGGCAUUGGGACCAGCUACGGAUGGUCCUGGCCUGCGCCGUAUGUUGGCCUGGGGUUCAUCGGCUUUGGAUGGGGCUGUUGUGGUGAUCUGAGCAUGGCCUAUCUGAUGGACGCCUAUCCGGACAUGGUCUUGGAGGGCAUGGUGGGCGUCGCAACGAUCAACAACUCAAUCGCACUCGUCUUCACCUUCACAGCUUCGGACUGGAUCGAGGCGAGCGGUGUUCGGAACACGUUUGUUGCAAUAGGGGUAUUGGCAUUUGUUUUCAUCAUGACAACUGUGCCCAUGAUGAUUUGGGGCAAAACUUCUCGUCGCUGGACAAGGAACCGAUACCAGCGCUUCUUGGAAAUUCGCGAUGGGUUCUCAUCCUAA
Molecule: messenger RNA, 1692 nt
Organism: Fonsecaea nubica
Lineage: Eukaryota; Fungi; Ascomycota; Eurotiomycetes; Chaetothyriales; Herpotrichiellaceae
Exons: 2
Coding region: 1-1692 (563 amino acids)
Biological process (GO): transmembrane transport
Molecular function (GO): transmembrane transporter activity
Source: RefSeq, a predicted model, not a curated record